Molecule: messenger RNA, 1364 nt
Organism: Trifolium pratense (red clover)
Lineage: Eukaryota; Viridiplantae; Streptophyta; Magnoliopsida; Fabales; Fabaceae
Product: probable protein S-acyltransferase 12
Exons: 7
Coding region: 159-1124 (321 amino acids)
Biological process (GO): peptidyl-L-cysteine S-palmitoylation; protein targeting to membrane
Cellular component (GO): Golgi apparatus; endoplasmic reticulum
Molecular function (GO): protein-cysteine S-palmitoyltransferase activity
Source: RefSeq, a predicted model, not a curated record
UGGGGGAGAAAAGGAGAGUGGAAGUGGAACCCAAAACCAGAUACGCAAAAUCUAAUCUAACAACCCUGGCUUCUUCUUCUUCGGAUAUAUGGAGACGCCUUUUCCCGGCGCGAAGAAGCAGUAGACGAUUUAUUCCUCCAUUCCCAUUCCCAUUCCCAAUGUUGAACAUGAAUCUCUUUAAGUUCUGUUCAGCUCUCAGAGUACUUGGCUACUUCAUGAUCCUCUUGUUCGCUGCUAUCGUUGCACUCACUUACUACGCUGUCGUUUUCGUUACUUGGGGGCCUCUCUUGUUUCCUUUCCGAUUCUCAUCUUCCUCUUUCUCCGCCUUAUUUAUUCUCAUCCUCUUUCACUCUCUCCUCGUUCUACUAACUUGGUCAUACUUCAUGGUCGUAAUCAAUGAUCCUGGUUCUGUUCCUCUAAACUGGAUACCACAUCAACAACAACAACUUUCACACCUACAAGACCUAGAUCAUGAUCAUCGUCCCCACCCCAAUUUACAUCAUCAUGUUGCUGUUCCUCCAUCUUCUUCCAACCAAUUCGACGAAUUGGAGACGACGACAUCAACAACACCCUCCGCCGGUUAUUGUACUCGAUGCCAAAACGCCAAGCCACCACGAUGCCAUCACUGCUCUAUCUGUCAAAGGUGUGUUCUUAAGAUGGAUCAUCAUUGUAUUUGGGUCGUCAAUUGUGUUGGGGCACGAAACUACAAGUUUUUUCUUCUCUUCUUGCUGUAUACAUUCCUCGAGACAACACUGGAUUGCUUAGCUCUGAUUCCUAGUUUUUUAAGAUUCUUUGGCGGAGCCAAGACUCAUAAAUUGUCUCCUGGGGGCUUUUCUGCCAUUUUCUUGGCUUCUAUUCUCAAUUUAGCCUUUGCGCUGAGUCUUCUCUGUUUCGUAGUUAUGCAUUUAUCUCUUCUGUUAAGCAACACAACUUCAGUUGAGGUUCAUGAAAAGAAAAAAGGAGUCAGGUGGAGGUACGACUUGGGAAGGAAGAAAAAUUUUGAGCAGGUUUUUGGCACAAAAAAGUCCCUAUGGUUGCUUCCAAUGUUUUCAGAAGAGGAUUUAGACAACAUACCUGCACUAAGGGGCAUCGAGUUCCCAAUACGUUCAGAUGUUGAUGUAUGAAGAUCAGGGAGUUUGUGAGUUAUAGGUUUGAACUUACGAUUUUUUAUAAGAAAAAAUAUACCAUUUUCUUCUUACUUAAUACUGGUUCAACAUAGGGCAUGAAAAUACUGCAUUGUGCUUGGUCAUAUAUUAUUUGUUUGCAAUGAAAGAAGGGUGUGGUUGAUUCAUGUAUGUAUGUAAUCUUAUAUUCGAUUUGUAUUGAUUAUUCUUAUAUUCAGUUUUAAGAAUCUUCCAUCUGAA